Molecule: messenger RNA, 2633 nt
Organism: Mytilus californianus (California mussel)
Lineage: Eukaryota; Metazoa; Mollusca; Bivalvia; Mytilida; Mytilidae
Exons: 11
Coding region: 196-1656 (486 amino acids)
Biological process (GO): proton transmembrane transport
Cellular component (GO): plasma membrane
Molecular function (GO): voltage-gated proton channel activity
Source: RefSeq, a predicted model, not a curated record
ACUAAAAAUUUGAAUAAAAAUAAUUAGAGAUUUCUAACGUGAAAUUAUAUCAAUGGUAUGAUGCAAAUAUGAGUUAGAUUAGAGAUAAAAUUUGACUGAUUAACCUGGGCGUUGAUGCACAAUAUUCGCCAGGUAUUUUGAUGGUAGAGGUUAGAGGUCAUCAGUGUCGAUAAUUGAAGGGAUGUCAAUAUCAAUAUGGCGAAACAGGACAGAGUUUCAAGUAGCAUACCAUCUUAUGGAACAGAUCUUCAAGAAAAAAUAAUAUAUUUAUUCUUUGAGGAAACCAUUCAAAGGUGUUGUCGAUCCCUGAAGACAUUUAUAAGAGGAUUAUAUGUUGAGUGUACCAUUAUAGCGCUGACAGUUGUUGACAUAUUUUUCAUAACUGUAGAGUUAAUGAUUAGAGCAGAAGUUUUACAAGAUCCUUUGGAAAGCAAGUCAAUAGACUAUCUGAGUAGUCAAAGUUCAAAUACAACAGCACAGAAUGAUAUUGAUCCAGGAGGAGGUUGUCGUACAUGUAAUUUUGAUACAUCUCUUGGAGCUGCAUACUGUUUCUCACAUUACAUAAGUUUAGUUAUAGCAUUGAUCUUCUUUAUAGAGUUAUUACUCCGCCUAGUAACGGGCUGUACAAAAAUGUGUAAAGAUUUUAUACAGCUGAUAGAUGGCUUUACAGUAUUUAACCUUGCUGCUAUUGAAGUGUUGUUCACAAUAUUUUGGGAGAAAACCUUGUGCUUUCAUAUAGCUAUAGAAGCCAUUACUUAUAUAGUAGCACUAAGGUUAUUGCGUAUACCAAAAGCCUGUAGUGUAUUAAAAGAAGACUAUUCUGAAAAGAUGGAUUUAGAAGUGCAUUAUUUAAGCAAGGCCAAGUCUAAAGCAGAAGAACGUUCAAGAGAGCUUGCUAAUACAGUACAGAAGCAACAGAAAGAAAUAGAGACACUGCGGAAACAGUUAGGGUCAGGAUCUCUGUAUGAAAAUGAUAUUAUAGUACACACAAGAGGGACAGAUGAUCUAGAUUCCUCAACUAUAAGUAAUGGUCAUGUUCCUAGUGAAGCAUCAGUAACUCAUAGUGGACAUAGUGGACAAUCUCCAAAAUUCGUUUCAACUAUCAAAACUGACAGUCAUAUUGUUUCUAUGACAACCCCACCUGUUCCAAAUCGCGAAAGCAAAGACAGCCAUGUUUCUUAUGCGGUUAUAGAGAAUAACUCAAAUAAGCUAAGAAGGAAUGAAUCCGGUGAAAAUAGAGCAAUUUAUAAAAAUGUUUGUCAUGUGAAAAGUCCUUCUUUAGAGGUUAAACGGACAAGUAGUCAGGUUGGCUCAAGAAUUAGUUUUGAAAGUGAUAUCGACACUAAAAACCUUAUUCAUAGAUCUAAGAGUACAAAAAGUUCAAAAGGAGAGGCCAUUAAAAGGGCUAUUGCAAUGCUAGAAAAUAGUAAACCGCCGACUGAGACACAACCAGGCGGACCAAGCGUGUCUCGCACGCCAUCAAAUAAACUCAGUGAUCUGGACAAUACAAAACUACAAGAAAAUGAUUCAGGCUGUGUAAAUGGUUCAUUCGAGAGUGAUGAAGAAGUGGUGAAGAGAAAUCUCCCAGUAAUGGCAGAAUACCAGGGAACUCGAACAUACAGAAGUGCUGAGGGUGUUCCAUUGACAGACCUGUAGCCAUACAAAUAAUAAAGGAGUCUGGAAUUUAAUUACGGACAAAUAGAUUAAUGCACACAUGCUUUACAAUAUCCUGCAUCAUCUUCCUGUCAAUCAAUGUUUUGCGCAUUAACGUUUUUAGUAUGGCUCUUUUUUUAAAUUGAUUCUUGGAUGGUUAAUUAAACAUCCAAGCUGUUUCAAACGUUGCGUUUAAGAUUGCACUAGAAUAAUAAUGUCAUUGUGUCAUAGACACAUUUAAAAGAUAUCUUAGUCUGACAGUUACGUGUGAUAUGGUCUUUCCAGUUUGAUUAGUAAUAAACAUAAACUUUUUCAAUACAUAUAUCAUAACUCCCGUAAUCGUGUCGUUUGAAAGUUAAUAUGACUUAAAGUUCAGAAAUAUCAUCUGUGCAUUUCAUCAAUUAUUUCAUACCAUUAAUUGUAUAUCAUUGUUAUUUUUUUCAUUUUUAAUGCAUUUAUUUUUUAUAACAAAGCAUAAUUCUACUGCUUUAAAUAUAACAUAUUUGAUAUAAAUAUGUUAGAUAAAUAUUUAAUAAUCAAACGACUUUCGAGAAUUCCAGUAUGAAUAUUUUAUUACCUUAUUAACAUGACAUACAAUAUAUAUACAGUUAAUUAAUUUUUGUAAUAUAUAUAGUACCCCUCCCUCCCCCGAAAGUCAAUCUUAAUUCCAGCAUGCAUUCAUGCAGUCGCAAUUAUUGUAUUUUGAAUACAUUUUCUGGAUAAUUAAUGAGAAAAGGUUCCAAACUGUGAAACGUUAAUUAAUAAGAGUCGCAAGUCUUUAAAAUUUGUAUUCCAUGUAAGGAAUAGAUGUUUACUUUUACUGCUGCUAUUUUCUAGGAACGUCCUCAACUGUCUCAACUGACAAUAGUCCUUUGUUUUAUUAUAUUUCAUUGUUGAAAUUAUUGUUAAAAUUUUUUUUAUUAUAUGUAAGUUAUAUUAGUAAAUAUCUUAGAUUUUAUAUAUAAAAAUUAAGAAUCGUU